AUGAAAAAAAAAGGGAGUUCACAGCAACAGGGGGAGAAUGGCAUUCCCGAAAAUUCCCCCCAAACGCGCGACACUCAUGAUAGACAUAGCAAUCCCAGCGAAGUGCCGUUAAAUGAGGCAGGCGCAGACACCAACAUGAGUACCAUCAGCAUCAGCCGCCUCAGCAGCAACAGCAACGAAGCAAAUAUCCUUUUAAAGAAGAAAAAAAAUCAGAGAAAAUGUAAAAAUAACGCAGCUAUCGCGAAAAAGAAGGAUACCGAAGAGGCCCAUCCCCACUCGAGCGCUUCCAAAUAUAAACUAGUAAACUACUUUAACAACAUCAAGUACAAUUUUUCCCUUAGGAGAUAUCUUAAGAUGCUUGUCACAGUCUCCAUUUUUAACUACCUACCUCUGAACCUGUGCAACUUAUCGAACACGGCCUACAU
Molecule: messenger RNA, 425 nt
Organism: Plasmodium inui San Antonio 1
Lineage: Eukaryota; Apicomplexa; Aconoidasida; Haemosporida; Plasmodiidae
Exons: 1
Source: RefSeq, a predicted model, not a curated record